AUGGCCGACUAUGAAGGUCGGUUGUCUCCUGCCUGCAUCGACGAUUUAGACGAAGAAACUCUCGAUCCUAGAAUCCAGGUGGAGCUGGAGAAAUUGAAUAAGGCAUCUGAAGAGAUCAACAAGUUAGAGCUGGAACUUGAUGAUGGAAGAGCAGGCUUUCGUCAGGCUCUGUCUGAGUCUACACAGAAACUUAACACACUGGCUAAGAAACUGGGAGCUUGUGUGGAAAAAGCAAGGCCCUACUAUGAUGCCAGGGUGAAAGUGAAAGAUGCUCACAUUGAGGCCCAGAAAACUGCCCUGAGGUUUGAACGGGCCUGCAGCAUGCACGAGGCAGCCAAGGAGAUGGUACAACUAGCAGAACAAGGUUACAUGUGUCGAGAGGAGCCCUCCGACCCCGCCUGGCAGGAGAUGCUUAACCAUGCAACUAUGAAGGUAAAUGAGGCGGAGAAGGAGAGAAAUGAGAGUGAGCAGGAACACAUGAGAACAACAUUGAACUUCAAUGAGGCUGACACCAAGGUGCAAUUUCUUCAGAAAGAUUUGAAAAGAGCCAUCAAUAAGUCUAAACCUUACUUCGAAAUGAAAGCGAAAUUCAAUCAAUCUAUGGAGGAUCAGAAGAGAAAUAUUCAUAUACUAGAGGAGGAUGUUUCACUUGCUAAAGCAACAUAUUCAGAUGCUUUGAAAAAUCUGGAGCUCAUCAGUGACGAUAUACAUCAGCAAAGACAGGAAAAACGAAAACAGCAGGAGCUGGGUGUGAGGGAGGCAGGGGUAGGGUCAGAGUCGCCGUCACCUCCACCCAACCGUGACAAGGGUAUGAACUCUGUGGAAGGUGAGGGAACAAGUCACAUUAGCAGUUGUCAGGGUUUAUCUCAGGCAACUAACACUUCUAGUCAUGCCAAACAUUCAAACUAUCAUGAAGAUAUUAAUUAUACUCUUCCAUCUGUCAUACAUCAAAGUGUCGAUAAAUCUCGCAACCCCAGCUACAGGGAAGCCAUAGAGAGACAUAUCAGUCAAACAGAAGGUGGUGCAGAAGAUUUUCCUGUGCCAACAUUCGAUGAGGAAUAUAGAGCACUGCCAAAUAGUCGGACGACACAGGGUCAACAAGCUACACUCACCACCCUUCGACAGAGUUUGUCACGAGAAUCUAGUAUACCCAAAGACUUCAAUAACAGUGUGUUAUCUUCUUCUCCAAGUGAUUAUGCAGAAGAACAAAGAGCACGAUCUCAAUCGUCCCCUACCGGGAGACGAAGGAAACUCCAAGGUGGGCUAAUUCUGAAGAUCGAUGCAGCUAUGGACCCUUUAACUCAACGAUAUCAGGCAACCGAGAUUCAACCAACCCGAAAAGGUCAGAGACGAAGACUCUCGAAAGACCAGUCAAAAGUGCAAAGGAAUGUUGAGUUCCCCAAACAUAAUCCAUUUGGUAGCCCAACAGAAAAGACAUGGAGGGAAAAUUCCAUGUCCAACUCUCCAAGUCGUCAGGGGUCAUUCCUAGCCCCGGGUGGUCAGGGUAUUGACGGUGAGGAUGGGUCAGACACAGAAAGCAUUGCCAGCACUGGACCAAUGUUGGACGAUGACCAGGUGGAACUCUUAACACUGGAAUUUUCUGAUCAGGCUUCGACUGAUGAUAAUAGUCCGACUUUUAAGCGACAGGACUGGAAUCGUAUGAGUUUACCACCAAAACUGAGUCAUCUUGAGCAAUAUAUUCAUCCCCCUGUUGACAAGGGGGACACAUCUGUUAUAGAAUCUCUCACAAAUGGUGACGUGUCACUGUCAAAUACACUGACAAAUGACGACGAUCCAGGGAGUCUCUCCAAUAAAACUCUGCCCUUAUCUAGUCCGGAAACUGACAUUCAGAUAGAAGUUCAGGAAAAUGACACUCAGCUACAGAGUUCUGAGCCAGUAGAUACAGCCGAGGAACUCGAAACUGUUUGAUUUUAUGUUUUACAUUAGACACGACAAGCUUUGGUUAAGAGUUGGCUCAAGAAUAAAGAAAAUAUGAGGUGUUAGUGUGCCUGCAUAUAUAACUGUGGGCUAUUCCAGUAAAACGUAAAUCACUUCUAUUGGUGGUUGGGUUUCCUGCUUAUUUUAAGCAAAUUAUCAAUCAAAACAAAGCCUGGAAAUUGGAAUGAGAUAGAUGUCUUACUAAAAUAGCACUAAUUUGUAAUGGAGCAACCAUUUGCCUCCGUAAUCAUCGUCUUUAGAUUAUUCUCCUCUACCAAUUACAUCAAGGGAGUUAACGAUGUAGAGAUCUAGACACUUUGCUGCUUAAAGUUGAAAAACAAACAGCUGUAAAUAUUUAAAAAAGAAAGACAAUUCAUGUUAAAAUGGACUCCGUGCAAUCCCAUCAGUUUUGUGAGUUAGUGAAGUGGCAAGUAUUUCUGUUAUUGACUUCCUACCAAAAUUGUUCUACUGAAAAAUUUCUUUAAAAUGUGCUUUAUAAUCUGUUAUAGAUAUGUAGUUGUUCAAGUUGAACACACAAUUUGUUCACUCUUGGUGAUCUUGUAAACAGAAGAGAAUGUUUGCCAUUUUUUUUGUCUGUCAUCAACAAGAAAUUCUAAUGAACACUGUUUCCAUAUAUCAGUUUUCUGAAGAAUUGCUUUUAACAUAAGCUACCAACUCCAGUGCAGAAUAUAUUAAAAAACAUCCCUUUUUGUUUAAUCUUUUUUUGCUAGUUUGUUUUGAUCUCAGUUCAUUGAGAACUUAUCUCAUUUAUCAGGAAUUAAAAUUAAUUCAGGAAUUUUUUAUUUAUAAAUAUCUUUGAGAAUCAAUUAAGAUUGGACUAGAAUCCUUUUGUAGCCUUACUUUUGUAAUUAAGGACAAUAAUGUGGAAAAUCAUGGAACAAAAAGGAAGAAAAUACAAGGAAAAUUUUUCUAUAUAUGUACUUUGAUAUGAAACAAAAUCAACCAAUCAAAGAACACAUUUAUUAAAAAAUUAAAAAUAAUUAUUUAUAACUGAAAGAAAUAAAAGUUGAUUGUGUUUAAUGAAGUCUGAUAUGGAAAUGAGGCAAAGACAAAUCGAUUUUGCAUUUGACAGAGUAGGAAAAUGCUCACCUGAUACGUCUAAGAGGCAGAUAAACUUUUUGUAAAUGAACAUAGGUAUCUAUGUUAAAGCAUGUUUGACUAUAGAUCUUUGACUAGGAUUUAGAGUAAACACUUUAAACAGGGUGUGAUCAGUUGGUGUGACAGGGUAUGUUGUAUUAGUAUUAAUUAGAAAUGAAGGUUUCUGCAAUCUCCACUAACUAUUGUAAGUAUGUAGGUACAUGAGUACUCAUAUACAGUAUUUUAUGUACAUUUGUGUUCAUUUCUUUUUUUCCUGAGAUGGAUACUACUAUCAGUAAUCAAGAUUUGAUCUUGAAUACAUGCAUCUGUCAAAUUUCUGUGGAUUAAUGAAGAUAGUGAUGAGAUAUGCCUUUACAUUGAAAUAACAUUGUGCCAUCUUCAAUUGAUCUCAAAGAGAUGCAAAUGAAAACAAAAAGUUUCUUAUAUUUGUAUUGAAAUUUUAAUUUUGCUAUAUUCCAACACAUUAUUCCCUUUUAAGUUUUAUCAAUAUUUCUGAUGAAAGAAAAGAUCUGAUUACCGGGGUACUGCAUUUUGUUGUUAAAUAUUAUCUGUAUUUCCUUUAUAUCUAGGUCCUGGACCCAGAUAGGACCAGGUGUUAGAUUUACCUGUAUUUCCUUUAUAUCUAGGUCCUGGACCCAGAUAGGACCAGGUGUUAGAUUUACCUGUAUUUCCUUUAUAUCUAGGUCCUGGACCCAGAUAGGACCAGGUGUUAGAUUUACCUGUAUUUCCUUUAUAUCUAGGUCCUAGAUGCUGUGGUUGAUUAACCAGGUUUCAUAUAUGCAUUAACAACAGAUUUUUUUUUCUUUGCUUUGAUACACAUAGUCUAUUGACGUAUUUGGAUAUAAAAAUCCGUGGAAUGUUUGAAUCCUCGAAAAAGAAAAUCCAUGGAAUGUUUGAAUCCUCAAAAAAUCCACUGUAUGUAAAGUAAAAUGUUCAAAAAUCAAUUAUGAUAAAAAAUAUAUUUUUUGUAUUACAACACUCUAAGUAAUUCUUGUUUUGUUAAGAAAUGUUUGCAGCUUAAAGAUAGAAGUCUUGACAUUUCUGUCAUAGUAUAAAGGCAGUUUGUCAUCAUCCAUGUAUUCUUCCGAGUUUGGCAUUUGUGUUGGUUCUGAAUAUGUGCUUGUUAAUCAAUCUUUACUUAAUAUCCUAUUGGUAUUUAAUUAUUGUACACUGAAUUAUAAAAAGGUAUUUGAUAUUAUGUAUAUCUGUCUCAUAGAUCUGCUUUGUUUUAAUUCCUCUUACAUAUAUAUUUAUAUGCAUGUACUAAGAUUAUUUUGUCAAAAAAAAUGUUUGAUGUUGAAAAUUUUCUGUGAAUUUCAACAAAAAAAUGA
Molecule: messenger RNA, 4388 nt
Organism: Ylistrum balloti
Lineage: Eukaryota; Metazoa; Mollusca; Bivalvia; Pectinida; Pectinidae
Product: SH3 domain-binding protein 5-like
Exons: 7
Coding region: 1-1929 (642 amino acids)
Biological process (GO): negative regulation of protein tyrosine kinase activity; intracellular signal transduction
Cellular component (GO): cytoplasm
Molecular function (GO): protein kinase inhibitor activity
Source: RefSeq, a predicted model, not a curated record